Molecule: messenger RNA, 366 nt
Organism: Mesorhabditis belari
Lineage: Eukaryota; Metazoa; Nematoda; Chromadorea; Rhabditida; Rhabditidae
Source: the annotation of a GenBank genome assembly
AUGUGCGAAAAUGUGUCGAUCGAUGGGGCAAUUGUGGCACCGAAAUGGGUGAAUAAAGGCUGUGUCUAUCCAAAUCAAAGCCUUAAACGAUACAUUCGCAUUGUGGAUGGACAAACUUUUGACCAAAUUGGUGACAAAGGCGAGCGCUUUCAAUUCCGUUUUCUUUGCUUUAAAAUCGUGAAUGAGAAAUAUGGAGAUUAUUAUCGAACGAACAUGACUCAUUGUGUUGUUGGAAAGAAAAAUGUCGCUAUUUUGCCAGGAGAUCAAAUAAAAUUAGAUGAUAUGGAAAAUGGGAAGAAAGUGACGAGAGUCUACAAUUGCACGAUUGUCAAGAAUCGUUUCGUGAUCAACGAGAGUACGAUUGGA